AUGGAGCCGUCGCCGCCGGAGCUGUUGGAGGAGAUCGUGGAAGAGGUCCUGCUCCGCUUCCCGCCGGACGACCCCGCGAGCCUGGUCCGCGCCGCCCUCGUCUGCCGGCUCUGGCGCCGCCUCGUCUCCGCGGCCACCUUCCGGCGCAGGUUCCGCGAGUUCCACUUCCACCGCACGGCACCCCUGCUGGGCGCCCUAUGCCCCGGCAGAGCUGGCGCCGGAGACCUCCGGCCAACGUCGCGCUUCGUACCCACGUCCUCCUUCCGCCCGCCCCACGCCGCCCGCUACGGCUGGAACGCCGUCGACGCCCGCCGCGGCCGCGUCCUGCUGGAGCGCUGGCCCUGGGGCAGCGGCCCUCUCAGGACCGAGCUCGCCGUCUGGGACCCCGCCACCGGCGAGCAGCGAGAACUGCCCAGCUUGCCGAUGGAGCUCAACGUGUACCCGCGCAGCUGGGCCGCGGCCGUGCUCUGCGCCGCCGCCGGCAACUGCGACCACCUCGACUGCCGCUGGGGAUCCUUCCUGGUUGUCUUCGUGGAAAUCGAGCACGACUCAAACAAGAUCUGCUCGCGCAUCUACUCGUCCGAGCUCGCCGCGUGGGGCGAGCAAACCUUUAGUGACCUUCGCUGUCGCCAUGACCAUGACCACUGCUUCAAGCCGGAGCCCGGUGUCCUCAUGGGGAAUGCGCUCUACUUCCUGUUCAAUUCAAACCAUGGAAUCGUGAGGUACGACCUGACCACCCGGGAAGCAUCUACGAUCGACAUGCGACCGGCAUUCCAUCCGCAGCAUAUUGUGCUCAUGACCAUGGAUGAUGGUAGGCUAGGAUUCGCCGCCAUGGAGGACAACAAUUGCGGACUCAAACUCAACCUAUGGUCGAGGGUGGUUGGUGGAGACGACGACAAAGAUGCAAGAUUUGUUCGAUGCAGAGUCAUUGAUCUUCCCAAGGCGCUCAAUGCACCCAAGGUCUCGCCUCAUGCGAGCGGCUUUGCGCAUGGUGCCGGGGUUCUUUUCAUCUGGACGUUUGAUGGUUUAUACAGCAUGGACAUAAAGUCUGAAGAGCUCAGGGAGGUGCCGGGUACCAGGUACUGCCAUGGCUUCGCAAACGUUGUUCCGUACUUGAGCUUCCACACUCCAGCAGGUACAGCUUUGCUCCUUUAUGAUAGAUAG
Panicum virgatum (switchgrass) is the source of this 1164-nucleotide messenger RNA. RefSeq lists its product as uncharacterized. The coding region runs from base 1 to 1164 and encodes 387 amino acids. The transcript has a single exon. NCBI's taxonomy places the organism in Eukaryota, Viridiplantae, Streptophyta, Magnoliopsida, Poales, Poaceae. Gene Ontology annotation, molecular function: protein binding. The record is from RefSeq and is a predicted model, not a curated record.